Messenger RNA from Rhopilema esculentum, 7914 nucleotides. RefSeq lists its product as uncharacterized. NCBI's taxonomy places the organism in Eukaryota, Metazoa, Cnidaria, Scyphozoa, Rhizostomeae, Rhizostomatidae. The record is from RefSeq and is a predicted model, not a curated record.
AGGGGGAUGAUUGAUUUUGACCUUGGAAAUUGACGUCAGUGUUCAGGCGUCAAGACUUCUAGCAGGCAUUGUACACUCAAAGAAAGAGUUAAGAAUGCUGCAUCUGUUUCCUUAGAGCUUGGAGACAAAGGUACAUACAUGAAAGUGAAAAUGUUUCUUUGAAAAGCAAUUUUGUAUCAAGAGAAUGCUAUCAAGAUGUGGUAUUAUCGUGUCAUCAUGUUGCUCUUUUCGUCAAGGCUUUGAGAGACUUUGCACUGAAACAUUUGAUUUGCUUCGAAAAACUCGAUAGUGACUUGUGUAGAGAUUAUUUGCCGGCAAAAUACUCUACUUUGACUGACAUGUUCAGGAACGUCGGGCCCAAAAAGGCUGUGGGAAACAUACAUUUCAGAGGAUGGACCAGACAACCCGAAAAUAUAUGGAAUGAGGGAUAUUCGAAGCCAAUUGUGAAGGCAGAUUUGUAGGAUCUCCCGUUGGAUAAAAUAUUGCAGGAUGCCUGGAAGAAUUAGCCAGCGCACAGACCUCAGAAUACUGGGUCUGCACGCAGGCUAGGGAAAACGAGCUCACCUAAAAAUGCAGGGCUUUGGAAAAAAGGAGUUGUUUCAGAUGAAAACACAUUUGAUUUGCACAGGUCCCACAAAGAGGCUGUAAUACCUUAGCACAUGUGGGAAACAAAAGACAAUGCAAAAGUAGCCACGGCUCAAGGUGAUGGAGACGAAUAUGAACUUGAAGCAAAUGACUCUGAACUUACGAAUGAAAGCUGACCAAGAUAUAGCAAAUGAUAUAGAACAGGAGCAUAAAGCAACACUGUUUACCUUUCUGAACACAAACCCAACUCCUGCCUCCAAAGACGGCCACACAAGAGUAAAAUUUACAGCCAAUAAAAAAUGAAAGGACACUGGGCCAGAGAGUGUGAGUUCAUUUGAAGGCUGUUCAGGUUGAAGUGAAAGGGAGGCCAUUGUGUCAGAAGAUCGGGAAAUGACACAAGAGGCUUUCUGGAAUAAAAAAAUCCGAUCAGUCUUGCUGAAGCCAAAAAGAACCCAAGUGUGGCAUUGCUAUUAGAUUUACAUUGCCCUGAUGAGAAUUUCUACGUGUAUGCAACAGGAGUGUACCACUUUGUUAAGUAUAAAUUGGAGGAAAUUAUCAUGAAAGUUAACUUGUCGAUUUGAGAUGAUGGUAAAGAUUCUCUGGAUGCAAGGGAUAACCAUUUAUUGAACGCGUUCAUCCAGAAUGUUACGCGAAAAAUGGAAUGACAUUCGUUUGAAUGUGAGUGCAAAUCAACAGCAAUUUAGAAGCGCAGAUGGAAAGGUGGUCGUUGAUAUGGAGAGCCAAGAGUUGGGAAAGGAAAGGGAACUCAUCGUAGAACAGGAAGAAAGCGAGGAGUUAUUGUUUAUGAGGCCACUUAAAAGAUUUGAGCUUUGUUUUUUAACUAGAAUUUUGUUUAGAGUAGGAAGAUUCUCGUUAAUUUUCAGUCAGUUCCAAAAUUUGCACUUAAUACAGAAAUGCAUCUUUUAUAUGAAACCAAGAAAAUGACCCACCAUUGAACGUUUCUUUUCAUUUUUUCUUGAAUCAAUAAAAGCCAUUCAUAGUAAAGUUUCUCAAAGGACACUUCCUCAGUACUCGAUUUUCAAAUUUUUUGAUGAUAUGCCAUUUGAAUUCCUUUAUGAAAUGUUUCUUCUCAAUAAUACGUGGAAUACAUUUCUUUUUGACCAUUGUUUUACAGUUUGCGUGGAUCUUUUGGUAAAGCUUUUUGUUGAAUCCCCUUCUCAUAGGCAAUUGAGAGCUAUCUCAAAUUCAUAUUCUACCGUCAGGGAGCCUUUGAUUAAAACCUCUAUAAAAUCAUGCAUUUGAUUCACAAACCAGAUACUGAUAAAUACGUUUUUGCCCCCAUCUCAGAUAGUUACACCCACUUUACAAUGAAUUCAAACCCUUGUAUCCCUGCGUCCUAAGAGGUAGAAUCGUGUGCGAUUUUGUUGAUGAGCAGACAAAUUGGAAUGUAGUUUCUAUUUGCAAACCGACAUGAGGUAAGGUGUUACCUGACCAACUGAUUGAUCUAGAACGCUUCAUAGUGUUACAGGCAUUUAUUCAGGUUAUAGGUAGAGGUUGUAUAUAGCAAAAGUAGCUGGUUCAUUGGGUGGCCUACUUACACAAAAACGGCAGAGCACAACAGCAACAUUACUGGCCUAAUUUUGACAAUUGAAAGCAAGGAGGUGUGCAAAUGUCAUAAUCUUGGUAAAACCCUGAUGGCAUCAACACAAAGUGGUUUCUUUUGAUGUUGUGGUAUGAAUAAGUAAAGGAUGAUAUAAGUAAUCUAUCCUUUGAAAUUGUUAGUUAGAGCUAGUAGGUUUUAAUAGACAGUUCCCGCAUUCUACCCACAAAGCAACACAAGCUUCGCGGCGGCCAUCUUGGAGGAAUUGGGGGAAACCAGCGUGUUGAUUGUUCACUGUUGUGGUGGAAUGUGCAAGUAAUGGAGGAAUAUUUCGAGUCACUAGAUGGAGUUGCCAGGACUAGAUAUCUUGAAAAAACUGCAAAAGUGGAAAAUUUAAAUCCAUAUUCGAAAAUGGUGACUGGCUGGAGCAAAGAUUUUGAUUCGUUUCCUCCAAUAUCGUACAUUGAUAUAGUUAACAACCUCGUCCUCGGUUCAUCUCCAGAGUACUCGAUGUAGGAGAUGAAAAAUUACAAAAGCUUAGAAGCAUACGAUCGUUUUGUUGCUGGAUGGGUACGAGAAGUUGGAGUACUGGCAAAGCAAGUCGAAGACCAAAGCAGUCAAACUCCAGACAAUAUAUACAUUAUCCGAGCUAAGAAAAUGACGACACAGUGUCACAGCCAGUGAAUGCAUACCAAAAUGGAAGGCCUUUGCAAACAUCUUAUCCCAAAGCAUGUACAUACGAGUGAACUGGUAACCACCGUCUUGAUUUCCCGACGCCAAACUCUAUCCCAGGGGCGGAUCCAGACUGACUUACUCGACUUACGGAAGUCAGUCAAAAUUUGUUACUCAAAAUAAUUUUUGAUGCGGCAAAAAUGAUAGACUAUUACCCCCAAAACCCAUUCUCUCAUGUCCCAGAACGGCAAAAAUAUUUGUUUAACAAGAGGAAAUUAUGCGGUGUUGAUCCAUCUUCAUAUUCUCCAUCAAUUCAUCUCAAAUCAUCAGAUCUAUCAGACAUAAUAUCAGGAAUGAGGCAUGAGAAUGGUAGAAAAACGAUCCAUCAGUGAAUUCUCCUAUCAACAUACACUGAAGCUCAAUGCAUAAAUAACUAAAACAAAGAUGCUAGAGGCAAAACUCGCAAAAUGAUUGGUAAGUCAGUCGAAUAAAUUAGGAAUCUGCGUGGUCAUCUUUUAACAAAGCUUUUCUGCACCAGGCAAAAAUGCAUUGUUCCCGUAAGUCAGUAGAGGCGAUGUAUGAUCAAUAAGGCCAAUUAUUUUUACAGGAGUUAGUAUGAGAAUUUUUUUGGGGUCCGGACAACGUAUGGAUUUUAAGACUGACUUCCACUGACUUCCACUGACUUACCAAUCAUUUGCAGCCAAGCCAAGACAAUACCCUCCUGCCCAGCAUUUCUGCAUCUCAGUACAGCAAAUGCUUGGCAGAGGUUUUCGUAUUUGUGUCUGAGGAAUUAGCUACGUUCCGGAUACAACAUGGAUAUUUUAAAGUUAGUUGAGUCGCUAAUUGUCUCCAAUGACACAGAGAGACUUCAUAGCAUUUACGCUGAUAAUAUCAGGUCAUUUGGGAAGCAAACAUCUAUCUCUGUAUCUACUGCUCUUGGCCUUCCGAGGGACUAUGCAGCACAACAUUUUAUCCCUUGGAACAGACUGGAUAUAGCAGGAGAAAUAACUGCUUACGCAGGAAGGUAUGGUUUUAAUUUUGAAAUUGUUGUAAAACCUUGGCAAAUUAGCAACCUUGGCAAGUAGGUAAUGCUGGUAGUGGUAGAUCUUAGCUAGAUAAUAUUUUUGCCAUCCUAACGCUUUUCGGCGGGAAAUUUAAGUUUAGACAGCAGCAACAACAAAUGCAUGAUUGAGUUUGCUGCUCAAAUGGCUGAGGGUCCAUUCUCAUCUUGUGGGGCCCUUAAUUUUUUCAACAAGUUUUGAAAGCUUUGUUUUGAUAAUAAGAUCCCUAUUCCAGGGUGCAUUCCUUGUAAACCUUACGCCAAAGGUACACCAAGGCUAGGCCAGGUGUAUGCCAAGGUCCACUGCCAUAAAAAUCUAACCAAAAGACUUCGCCAACAGCCCCACCCCAUCAUAAUUCUAAGACAAGUUAUUAUCUUUAUGACGGUCACAGACAUAUCCACUCAUGCUGGUAUGGUUCGGGUCAGGAUCUAGUGUACUAGAGCAAGACCGUCAGAAGCAGGGGUGCUUGAGCCCCCAAUAAUUGUUAAACUGUGCCAGAUUUCCUUUAUAAUAGUGUACUGAAUGGAAAGCAAUACAACAGGCAGCCAACCCACCCCCAAUUUGAGUUUGGUUCAGAAGAGGUAUGCUAGUGCAUUGGUAUCACAUGGUAGGCAUCAUAUUGUUUCAGCCUGUCUAAGAAAUUAUAUUUUCAAUAGUUUACAACCCAUGGUGACAAAAUCAGUAUUAGAGUUCAUAAAAAAUUAACAGAAAAAGCUCCCUGCCCCACAGGUACAAUUUCACCAAAAUUCCAGUGUGCACCAUAUGCCAAAAGAUGCUUAUCUCACACAAAUGCCAUACCAAACAACUUAACUUCACUCCAAAGACCUUUAAAAUUUACUGCAUGGGAUGCACCCUGGUCCCCAUUCAGGAAACUGCAGCACAAGCCAUUGACCACAUUGAAGGUCAGAUUAAGUCAAAUUUUAAAAAGGUAAAAAAGUUGCAGUUUUAUCUUAACCUUACAUGCAUUCAAAAAACAAAUGGCAUUGUUAGUUAUACUAUAUGACAUAAGCCAUUUAAUGUUAUUUUUACUAGGUUCUAGUAGCAAAUUUCAUUUUGGCUUCCUGGUUGUUUAAAUUUGAUGAAGUUUCAAUUUGGGUGUAAUUUAAGCUAAACUGUUGUUUAGGGUCAAGGAGGAUGGAAACUGCAUGUACAAUGCCGGUUCUUUGGCUAUCAGUGGAAAAGAAGACAUGUCUCAUCUACUGAGAGCAUUAACAUCUGCUGAACUUUACCUCUAUUCUGAAUUCUAUGCCUCUCAUCCCAUUUUGCAACACUUCUUGCCUCUGAAAGAUUUUCUGCCCUCUUGGAAACUUUCUUUUCUCAUUCAAUUUCCCAUGAAGCAAGUGAUUUGCUUACAGGUUUUUGUAAAAUUAUGCUGAUUGUGUUAAACAUGAGGCACUCAAAAACUGUCAGGAUAGGAGGUGGAGCCCAUUUAUUUGCAUCAUGGCAUUAUCUAGUGUUCUUGGUCUGCCUAUAUUUUCCUUUUAUCCAGAAACUUGUGGUAGAAGGUAUGCUAUAAAUUUAAGCAACGCAAAAAUGUUUCCAUGAUACUGGUCAAAAUAUUGAAACCAAUCCGACUACUUUGGUCCAAAGCAGGUGGUGGUAAAAAUGACCUUAAUCCAUCCUUCAAAGCAAACCAUAUUGUUCCACUUUUCCUGGCAGAGAAGGGCUCUUUACAACCUGUAAUAUCCACUAUUGUUCCUAAAAACGAACAGUGCCCAAAAUGGAAGCAGCCAGAAAAGCAAGCCAAGAUUUCUUUUCCCAAAAAGGUUUCAAUUAAGAUGCCUUUGGAAUCAGUGAAUCCAAGAGAGAAUGAAACUGUAGAACCAAACCAACUUUCAUCAGCAUCAAAUCUUCAAAAUCUGAUUGCCAAUGUGACAGACAUUGGAUUUUUGUACCUGAAUACUGCUAGUAUGACAGAUAUGGAGAGAUAUGAAAAGAUGCUUAAUGUUAGGAAGCCAGAUCCAAAAUUUGGAUUUCCAAGCAGACAAAUUCAUGGAAAAAGCAGGAAAUUUGUAUAUUCUUGGCUCAUAAAUUACCCUUGGCUUGCAUACUCGAAGCUAUUAGAUGGUACUUUUUGUCUACCAUGUGUUCUGUUUGGGAGAAAAACUGGUCAAAAUGCAUCUAAACUGGAUAAGUUGAUGAAAAGCCCUUUGACAGAUUGGUCUUCUGCAUUAUAGAAUUAAAGAGCAUCAAAAUAAGUCAGAAAUUCAUAAAACUGCACUCGAAACGAUGAACAGGUUUAAAAAUGUCAUGGAAAGCAAAGAGAAAUUCAUAGAUCUUAUUCAAAAUGAAUCUUUAGACAAAGCUGUGCAGCAAAAUAGGUUGAAGAUAGAUCUAUUGCCAAAUGUGUUCUUCUAUUUGCAAGACAAAAUAUUCCUUUACGUGGUCACAGAGAUGAUUCACAAUACUACGAUACAAGUGAUUGUGGCAAUUUUCAAGCACUUCUAGAUUUUCGCGUUGAAAGUGGUGAUAGGAUCUUGGCAGAACAUUUCAAGACGGCUCCCCGAAAUGCAACAUUCAGAUCAAAGACUGUGCAAAAUGAACUUAUUUCUUGUAUUGCAGAAGAUGUGAACCACCAAAUAAUAAAGGAAAUCAAGGAAUGUGGUCCUUAUUCAAUUUUAGCAGAUGAAGUCACUGAUUGUUCUAAUCAGCAACAGAUGCCUUUGGUCCUACGUAAUGUUGAUGGGAAUGGAGAUAUGAAGGAACGAUUCAUGAAGUAUAUAACUUGCGACACUGGAACAAAGAUGGAGAUGCUCUGAAAACAAAGAUUUUGAAUUGUAUUACAAAUGAUUUGAAUUUGGAUAUCAUGGAUUGCAGGGGACAGUGCUAUGAUGGUGCUGGUAAUAUGGCUGGAAAGUACUCUGGUGUUGCAUCUCGAAUCCUUGAGAUUAAUGACCAAGCUCUUUUUACGCAUUGUGCUUCACACAGGCUAAAUCUUGCUGUUGCUGCUUCAUGCAAACUGCAGUGUAUUAAAAAUAUGAUGGAAUUUGUUCGGAAAAUCGCUCACUUUCUUCAUACUCCAAAACGACAACUUCUAUUGGAACUGAUGGUAAAAAAGCAUUUAAAGAACUAUUCACAUACAAAGCUUAUAAAUCCUUGCGAGACAAGAUGGAUUCUUCGCAUCGAUGCUUUGGAAAGAUUUAUGGAUAUGUACAUCCCAAUAUCAGAAGCUAUGCGAACCAUUCGUGACAACGUAGACGGAAAUUGGGACGAUUGCUCUGCUGAUGCCUUCACCUAUUUCUUUGCACUACAAAGUUUUGAAUUUAUCAUGACGCUGAUUAUUGCUAGAAUGCUCCUGUGCUAUACACGUUCAGCAACCAUUCAGCUGCAAAGUUCUCAUCUUGAUUUCAUUGAAGGGUUGAAGCAAGUUGACAUAACUAUGAAGACCUUAAGAACUGUUCGAGAUUGUAUUGAUGCUUACCAUUCCUCUUGGUUUAAUGAUGCUUUGAAAAUUGCAGAAAGAAUGAAUGCCAGUGUUGUCGCGCCACGUAGUUGUAAAAGGCAAGUUUACAGAACCAAUGCUCCAAGUAAUGAUGUGGAAUCUUAUUUUAAAAUUAAUAUCGCAAUUCCGUUUUUGGACCAUCUUCUUCAAGAGCUGUCUAAAAGAUUUUCUCCCCAAAAUCGCAUUGCAAUAAAAGGAAUUUCCAUAGUCCCUGGGAUGCUCCGAGCAGAAUACAACAACAAAAGUGGCCAAAAGCGAAACUGGAAGGAAACCUUAGAAAGUGGUAUGGAAGACGUAAACAAUGGAACAUAUGCUUCUUCUAUCACUGAUGUAUCGUUAUCUGAUGUUAGGAAAGUGGGGCAGCCAGCACUAACUAAGAAAGCACCAGCAAGCAAAACUAACAUUGAACAGAAAGCAGCCACAAUCCAACGCUGUGAUAAGCUGUGAAAAAAAAAUUUUGAGACGUUUUGCAAUCAAUAUGCCAAUGAUUUGCCUGACAUAUCCUUCAUCUCCCACGAGGUAGACAACUGGGAAUCUGCCUGGAUAGAUGUUCCUGAUGACCAGCUGCCUAAAAAUAUUUCGGACACUUUGAA